AUGCCGGAACCGGUGAAGAUUAAGGGCACUGCCACUCGACAAGAGCUCCUCAAAGAUAGUGAAACUCUUUCCUACCGUAAACCAUUGCCUUUAAGCACUACUGGCUUCUAUGAGGGAGUGAUGAUCGAUGAUCACUUGGGAGUUCAGCUCUUGCCUCGCUUGUCUUCUCGAAAGCGCGCUCUCGCGCAACCUGGAAGAGACGAAGCGGCCUUUGCAUCAGCUGAGGAGGCUUACGCCAAGGUUGGAUUAGAAGCCCACCCCAAGAAACGACGGAGACGAGUUCUACAUGCGCAGGUUUGGGGAGCUGAAAUUGAAGGUGAGAAGGGUCUUGUUGGCCCUAACAGAGGACGACUUUUUCAACUGGCAAAGUUUUCGGCCGAACUAGCAAAGCCGGGAGGGGUAGAUUUGAAAAUCGUCGAGGCUGUGACGGGGUUAUGGGCCCAUUGCGCUCAGUACAGGCACGUUUGCACGCAGCUGCGCUGUGGCGUUCCGCCCACGGCCAUCGAGCUGCAGGAGGUGCCUGGAUUACCGCAGGUCUUGACCUCCACGCUCUUGCAAACGCACGUCUCGGACGGGCGGAGCGGCGGAGCGGAUGGCGGUCAUGUGAUGUCAGGUAUGCUGACUCCUCGCUCGCAUGCAGACGACCCGUUGCCAGGGCAGAGCAGGGAUGGGAGUGAGGUGGAGGCAGUGGUCAUCCAUCACACUGGAGAGGCCGAAGAUCCUGGACAGCGCCAGGCCGACCGCUGCGGUGAACGGGACACCCUGUGCGUUUCGUCCCAAGUGGGCUGCCGCUUGAAGUGCCGCUUCUGCGCCACAGGCACCAUGGGCUUGUUGGGCAACCUUUGGGCGGGCGAAAUCCAAGAGCAGCUGGUCCAUGCACGGAUGCGCAAGGGCCAUGCGGACUCGGUCUGCAACGUGGUCUUCAUGGGCAUGGGUCCCUCGGAGAUCUCAGUGAUCUUCGGCAGUUCCAGACGCGAACCGCUGGAGAACUACGAGGCCGUGAGCUCUGCGGUGAAGGGCUUCGUGGAUCCAAUGCGCUUCGGCCUGGCGCCCAGCAGCCUGACCGUGUCCACAGUGGGGAGCUCGCCACAAAACAUGCAGCGCUUAUUGGAGGAGCUCCCGAAGAUUCGACUUGCGGUGAGCCUCCAUGCGCCCAACCAAACCUUGAGAGAAGAGCUGGUGCCUGCGGCCAAGGCUAUUCCGAUCGACAAGCUCUUGGCCAUAGUGGACGAUUAUGCGAAGAGGGGAGAGGGCAAGCGCUUGCGGACCGUGAUGAUGUCCUACGUGCUGUUAAAGGACGUCAACGACUCGGUGCUGCACGCGCGGGAGCUGUCGGAGCUCUUGGCCAACAAGCCGGUCAUUGUGAACCUCAUUCCCUACAAUCCCUUCGAAGGCAACGUCUACGGCUACGAGGAACCCUCUCCACAGACUGUGGAUCGGUUCUUGCAGGUCCUGGCCGAACACAACAUCAGGGUCUUCGAGCGGCGGCAUCAUGGCCGGGACAUCGCAGCGGCCUGCGGCCAGCUGGCCAAAAUCAGCAAAGCAAGCCCUUCACAUGCUGACAUUGAGAACUGUGGCGUGGCACUGAACAAGGAGCUGGUUCGGAGGAAGUCUUCACGGCUUCGGGAGACUUCCAACUGGCAGCCUUGGUUGGUGUUGGGCGCUUUCAGUGUGCUCGUAGUGAGUGCUGCAGUUUACCACCGUGGGCGGUCUGCCAGGUGA
Messenger RNA from Durusdinium trenchii, 1722 nucleotides. The record is from the annotation of a GenBank genome assembly. NCBI's taxonomy places the organism in Eukaryota, Dinophyceae, Suessiales, Symbiodiniaceae.